Molecule: messenger RNA, 2327 nt
Organism: Helicoverpa zea (corn earworm)
Lineage: Eukaryota; Metazoa; Arthropoda; Insecta; Lepidoptera; Noctuidae
Exons: 1
Coding region: 55-2148 (697 amino acids)
Source: RefSeq, a predicted model, not a curated record
CUCGACAAUAACAAAGUUCGAGAAAAAUUAUUAAGCACUGAUUUUGACUGCCUUAUGGCAUUAGAAUGUCCUAUUGCAUUGUAUAAAGCAUUUAAACAAAUAUUUGUGGAUAUUUAUAAUGACUGCUAUGUAAACAAACGUGUUUCAAACAGUGACAGGAAUAACAAAAAAUGGAUUGAUAACAAAAUAAAGUGUAUGAUAAAAGAAAAAGAUAGGUUAUUUGAGUUAUGGAGCAAUGAACCAAAGAAUAUGUUAAAGAGACUUAAUUAUACUAAAUUUAGAAACAAAUGCCAAAAAGCUAUUGUAAAAAGUAAAAAUAUAUAUGAUAAAAAAAGUAUAUUAGAGUGUAAUAAAAACAUUAAAAAAAUAUGGGAAAGGAUAAAUACGAUGUUAGGAAACAACAAGCAAUCUGUUGAUGAUUUGAUUAUAUCAAACAUGAACGGACAAGACAGUGUUAUUGACAUAAGUAAUAAUUUUGCGUCUACCUUCGAUAGAGAAAUUGAGGAAAUAAAACAUAAGUGUCAAGACAUUUGGUUGGAUAGGAAGACUUAUGUAAAAACCUCGGACAUGUCCAUGAGAUGGCAACCAGUGAGCCCGAAAUAUGUCAAAAACAUAAUCAACAACAUGAAUGUAAAUAAAUCUCCGGGAAGCGACCUUGUGCGAAUGUCCGACCUUAAAAUAAUUAUUGAUAAAGUAAGCCCCGUUCUAGCUAAACUUAUAAACCUAACUGUAAAAAAAUACAAAUUUCCUAAUAAGCUUAAAGAGGCAAUAGUCCGCCCAAUCCAUAAAAAAGGUGAUCGCAAAAAUGUCUCAAACUAUAGACCUAUUUCCAUUUUAUCUAGCAUAGACAAAAUCAUUGAAAAGUGCAUAGUUAAUCAAUUAAGUAACUACCUACAAACAAAUAAUAUUAUUAACGAGUGUCAACACGGUUUUUUAAAAGGGAAAAGUACAAAUACAUUGCUUGCAAAAUUCACUGACGAAAUAAACAGUUACUUAGAAGACAAAAAAUUUGUUAUUACAAUAUUUUUUGAUUACAAAAAAGCAUUCGACACUUUGCAGUUUGAUACCAUCCUAAAUGCAAUGGAGGAGUGUGGGGUGAGAGAACCACUUAAUCCAUGGUUUCGUGAUUACCUCACCGCGCGCUCCUACUGUGUGAAGGUGGAGGAUACUCUUAGCGACAGAGUCGAGGUGCGGAGCGGGGUGGCGCAGGGCUCUGGAUGUGGCCCAAUUUGUUACCUUAUGCACGUGAACAGCCUGUGCCGAGUGCUGCAGCAUUGUUCUGCAUAUAUGUUCGCAGAUGACCUGUGCAUACUUCGCUCUGGAGCUAACAUAGACGAUAUCUGUCAGUUAGUUCAACAAGAUAUAGACGCUGUUGUUAAAUGGUCGCAUGACAAUGGCAUUAUAUUAAAUGCCAGUAAAACUAAACUAAUGUUAAUUCAUUCACCAUAUUUGCAAUCUAAUAGUGUGACUCCACCCUUAUUUACCCAUGAUUAUACAUGUCACCAUAAUAACUUACUGGACUGUAAAUGUAAACCUAUUGAAAGAGUUAAUUGUGUUACUUACCUGGGCGCGAGAAUAGAUGAUAAAUUUUCCUGGUCACAACAUGUAGACUACAUUUCUAAUAAACUAAGAAUAUUAUUGAGUAAAAUGUACCACCUAAGCUUUAAAGUUCCUAUUAAUAUUUUAAGAUGUAUUUAUAUGUCAUUAGUUGAUUCUAUUAUGAGCUAUGCUCUUGACAGCUAUGGGUUAACAUUCAAAACUAACUUAGAUAAAUUGGAAGCCCUUCAAAUCAGAUUUUUAAAACUACUUGUUACUAAAAAAACUAAAAGCAGCUGUAAAGGAGACUAUAGAAAAUUAUUUAAAAUAUGCAAAAUUUUACCGAUUACCCUGAAACAUAGAUAUCUUUUAUUAGUUAACCACCACUGUAUCCAAGAGCAUAACUUAACUUAUGUAAAGAACAACCAUAAUACACGAUCUAUGGCUGCUGGUAGAUUCAAUGUACCCAGAGUCACCAACUACUUUGGUGACAGAACAUUAAAAAAGAGAAUACCUUAUCUAUUGAAUAGUCUGCCGGCAGACAUAAGGAGUGAAACUAAUAUAAAAAAAUUCAAGCGUAAAUUAAAAUUAUAUUAUUUAGAUAUUAUUUAAGUUUUAUAUUUGUAAUUGCAAGUUCUUUGUCAUUAUCUGUAUAGUAUUUAGUUAUAAGUGAAUUUAAUUGUUCUUAAAGAUACUCACUGACCCCACAGUCAAACCAUUACAACGGUUUUGUGGGGCUUAGCAUAUAAGAUGGCUACCUUUGUAAUAUAAGAUAAAUAAAUAAUAAAUAA